Hyphopichia burtonii NRRL Y-1933 is the source of this 552-nucleotide messenger RNA. RefSeq lists its product as uncharacterized. The record is from RefSeq and is a predicted model, not a curated record. The transcript has a single exon. NCBI's taxonomy places the organism in Eukaryota, Fungi, Ascomycota, Pichiomycetes, Serinales, Debaryomycetaceae. Bases 1 to 525 code for a protein of 174 amino acids.
AUGGGCUUCCCGGACGAUGAGAUCAAACAGUUGGUGGAUAAGAUAGCGGUUCAUUUACGAAGUAAAAAUCAAACAUUGGCAAUUAGUGAGGCAGCAUGUGGAGGAUUAAUAUCAGCAUACUUGGUAUCGGUACCAGGAGCAUCUAAUUUUUAUAUUGGAGGGAAACUAGUUUACUCUUUGAAGCAGAGAUUGAAAGUAAGUGGAUGGACAGAAGAAGAGAUUAGUGAUUAUAUGGGACCAUCUGAACUGGUUGCAUUGAAAUUGGCUCGAACAACAAAGUAUGAAUUAGGAUCGACUUAUGUAUUAUCUGAAACUGGAUUUGCUGGUCCUUCUACGGAUCUACAUCUAGAGAAUCAUGAAGGAUCCCAGAAUAGUAAAGUUGGUACGGUUUACCUUGGAUUAAACGGUCCAAAUGGUGAAGUUUCUUGUAGUAGAAGUACUGGAAGUAAUGAUCGUUCUUUUAAUAUGACUGAAUUUGCUAAGUUGGGCUUACAGUUUCUAUUGGAAACUUUACAAAAUAUAUAGAAAGUUCAUUAUUUAUGAAAAUUUUGU